UUAAUGAGCGAAUCGUUAAAUUUUAAUCUAAAGUUAUACAGAGAAAGAUUGGUUGAUAAAUAUUCAAAAUCUCCUGUUGAAACAAGAUUUGAUUCAUCCAUUAAUGGUAUAGAAAGUCAAAGAAAAACUUCGAUAAAGAAAGAUAAGGCAAAGUAAUUAUAAUUAUAAUUUGUAUAAUAAUAAGUGCUCCUUCAUUAAAUACCUUAGUAAAUAAACUCUAAGAAUAUAGUAAUAAGAAAACUAAAUAAAAUGAUUCGUUUUUAUUUAAAUCAGGUAAAAGCAAUCAAAAUUCAUCUCCAAGUAAAAUAAAUGGAUUACAUUAAAAGUAAAUAUAAAUUAAAUUACACUUAGAAUAUAAUCAAUAUCUUCAUUAUCACCUCCUCCUUAAUAAAAUAAUUUACAAUUUCCAUCUAAAGGUCAUUAAUAUUCAAUAACAUAAUUUAGUGGAAUACUUUCCCCUUAAAAACAAAGUGUAAUAAAUCCAACUCAUUUUUCUUAAAUGACAGAUAGAUAUGAUUAAUAAGAAUCUAAUACUGAUAUUUCAAGUCUUAUCCCUUUACAUGAAAUUGUUAAUAUGCGAACUAAACUUGAAAAUGCAAAUAUUAAUGUGGCCAACAUUACACCUACAUAUUUGACAGAAUUUAUUAAAUUAGCUAAUACUAUUCAUUUACAAUUAAAAGUGAAUAAAAAGUAAGGGUGAC
This is a messenger RNA of Paramecium sonneborni, 701 nucleotides long. The record is from the annotation of a GenBank genome assembly. NCBI's taxonomy places the organism in Eukaryota, Ciliophora, Oligohymenophorea, Peniculida, Parameciidae.